AUAAUGAAGCUCGUUGCCACCUUAGCCCUUUUCACGUCUGCGGCCGCACUGCGGACGCGUAGCAGCAGCCUGCACUCGAAACAGGCGCUCUCCGUGCGCGGCGGGGGCGUGGACGUCGAGCAGAUUGCAAGCUAAGCCGCGCGGAAGUCUACUUUUUGCAGUCCGAUAGUUUCUUUCGUCAUCAUUGAGCCUGCUCGCUGCUCACCAAGAUUUCCGCGUUCUCGAGACAAGAAAACGCAAUUGCACACAGGCCACCUGGGUCGGCCUCGCCUCCUCGGGCUUCAUCCUGCUCCCGGCCGGCCGCGACAUCGUCGCCGAGGGCACGGCGAUUCUUCCGGGGGACGCAGAGCGCGGAAAGCGAGGCGCCCGCGGCCGCCGGCGCGGUCCGUUCGUGCUUUGGGGGGGUCGUGCGACGUCGUUUCCGAGAAUCAUGGCGGUGGGUGGUUUCUUUUUGGAUUUUGAGGCCGUUUCGGCGUGAUUCGGUCGCGGGCGGGCGUCGCGGCGGUUCUGGGGCGUACGGUGGUGUCGGGGCGGUCCGGAGCGGCGCGGUGGGUGCAUUGGACGCCGUCGAUGCGGCGCCGGUGUUUUCGGAUGCUCUGGAGGCCGUUGAGCGUGCGCGGGCGCCGUCCGCGGCUCCGACGAGGCCGCGAGGACCCUCGGCGGUCUACGGUGGAGAACGGCGCCGGAACGGGUGCGGCGGUGUAGGUACCGAGGCCCGGCACGCCCGUCGACGCGGCGGCGGACCUGGAUGGGAUCUGGAGGCUCGGCGCGCUGACGGCCGGUCCAUGACGUGGACGGUGGAGCGUAGCUUUGUCAGAAUCCGUUGACAACGAUCACUUGUGUAGGGAUCGGGCCGAGGUCGAGGAGUAGAAAGUCAGAACCCGCUUGGACGAGCUAUCGAAGAGAAGCUGACGCCGCGACGGUCGCGCGGCCGUCAAGCUGUCCCAGGCGCGGACGAGGCGUAUACGUACGGCUCGUGGCGCGGCGUUUUCGACUGUCUGAGGCCACGGCGGGACGUCGUCGACGCCGUCGACGCGGACGAGGCCAUUGAUGGGUGCUCGGAGCCGCGCCUCUGGCGGGUGCAGCUUAACAUUACACGACAAGGUUUUGUGGGAGGCUACGGUACCAGUCGCGGCGGCGGGGCGACGUGCUGUACGCCAUCGACGCGGGCGGAGGCGUUGUAGCAGAUAUAGAUGCCUGGCGGGACUCGUCUACUAUCGGAUGCGCGUUGUGGGGAGCAUCUGGUCCGAGGCAUUAUAAGCCGUACAUCCGACGAGCGCUCUGGUUCUCAAACGAACGGCGCGGGGAUCAUCGUCGUCUAUCGGUCAUUCUGACCCAUGUUUCUGCGCCAGCGGUCAGGCUUGGGCGAGGCCUACGCGUACGCCUCGCGGCGAGGUCCUACGCCAGCGAAUGCGGCGGUCUGGGCGACUAGUCUUUGCUAAUCAUUGCUGUUGUGUCGACUGCGAACUCCUUAUGAGCGCUGGGGAGAGAGGAACGACACGCGGGGUAGUAAGAGGACGAUGUGGGGGUAACAGUGCAGGGGGAACAUGACGGCCUCGAAGAAAAAGACCGUUCGGACCCGGAGGGGCGUGGAGCCCACGGGCCGGCCCGCCCCGGCGUGAGGCCGAGCGGGGAAGAAGAGCACGAACGAACUCGCCCAGGACGUUCGCGCAGAGAGCUGGUCGGCCGCGCUCGCGGGCUGCGCGGCCGGGCGGUGCCACCGUCGUGGCACCUGCGGAGGUCGCGAUCAGGCGCGCGUUCGCGGAAUCAUGGACGCCGGCGCCGCGCCACGAGAUUCGGACCCGAUCGUCAUCACUGACAGGUCCUCAACGCUCUGCGUGCACGGCCCACCUGGGAGCAUCAGGUGGGCCGAGCUCGUUUGCGGCGCUUCUCCGCCACGUCGACGAAUAAUCGGCGCGGCGGCGACACGGCUCCCUCAUACGAAUCAUCGGUGCGACGGACGGACGCCACGCGUCCACCGAUGUAGAGCUGGUUGCCGUCGUCGUCCACGAUGGGUGCGCCGUUGCCCGCGGCGGGUCGCGCCUUGAGCACGCCGAAGCCGAGCGCGGCGAGCCCACCAUCGUAACAGACGCGAGCAUGCUGCGCGCGCGAGAUGACGUGGUGCCGCGUCGGCGUCAGGAGGGCCGCGACCUUGUCUUGGACCGUGCGGUGCGGCUCGUCGUAGGCCGCCAGGAACGACCGCACCUCGGGGUAGGCGGCGAAGCGGUCGCGCAGGAGCUGGAUGGCACUCGCCUGCGUGAGUCGUGAGUCGCGUCGAUGGCGUGAGUCGCGUCGAUGGCGUCGGACGCCGGUAGGCGACCUCGUCCGGCGCCAGGAGCGUCGCUCGCGAGAGGCACAACGCCAGCCGAGCCUUGAUGCCGCCGGCGGCCUUGAUCUGCUCCGAACGCGUGGGCAGCCUCGGGCCCUCGUCCAUGCGCCUCAGGGCGGCGGGCAUCGUCGCGUAGAGGCGACCGCCGGGCGAGAAGUAGAUGGCCUCGCGACCCUCCCCUUUGUGCUUCGCUCGCGCCCCGACCCCCCAGUCGACCGGGUCGUGCUCGGCCGCCUCGGCCUUGGCCUUGAACUUCGGCAUCGCGUUCGUCGCGAUGUCAAAUCGCAUUUUGGGCGGGAGGAUCCUCCAUUUUCCCACGGCUCCGCACGGCUCUGAACCACCGCUCAAUCGUGCCCCCGGGACGUCUGAGCUCACCCUAAACUCAGUGAGCACGCGUCCCCCGGGCCGCCCCCGCUCACACCUCCGAGACCCCGCUCACGCACUCCGAGACCAAGCAAAAACACGUUACAACAACUAAAUCAGACCUGUCGUCGUCAGCGAAGCGUCGCGCCGGCCUCGACGCGAUGGAAUCACACCUCCCCGCCCGCCGCAUCACCACCCCUCGCCACAAAACGCGUCGACGACGUCGCGCCUUUCAACACGACGGACCGCUCGCGAGAAAUCAUGCCUCGCGCCCGCCGCUGACCGCCGUCGUUCCCCAACAAAUGCAACGGAAGCCCGCGACGUCCUCGAUGCCAGCAAGACCGCGCCUCUACGCAUGACCUCAUGCCAGCAAGAUGCGUCUCCGGCACCGAAGCGUCCCCAGAAACGAAAUGCCGCAACACAACACCCCACCCAACACAUCUUGCUAGGCACCCGAGGCACGAGUCCGACGGUCGCGUCGCUCCAAGGCCCAACGCGGCGUCUCAAGACCACAACUUCCCCCAGGCCCUCACAAAUUCCCCCAGGUCCGCGCUCGCACCAGCGUCCACCGCACACCUCCUUCGCGGCCAUCACGCCCUGGUGUGGUCGACAAUGGCUUUUGUGAAGAUCGCGACAAAUUAAGCGCGCGGCGGUUCCGCGGGCUUCACCUCACUCCAUCUGAACCACAACGCACGUCGAAUUCGAGAGGAGACGAUGAUGGUCUCGUCAACUCGACUGGAUGUGGUGGUCCCGCAGGUCCCAUGCGUCCGAGAUGUCCUACCGAUCGUCUCCGGACGGUGUCGGGCAACAAUCAGAGCUCGCCAUGCUACCACGUCCUCCCAACGUUCUCGAUACCCCUCGACGCGCUUGCGUCUCGUCAGAGCGCGCCGACCGAGCCGCGUCGCGACCAUCCCUCACUCCCGAUGACAUUUCACCGCGCCGCCACCACACUCACCUAGCCUUGGACGGCCUCCCGAAUUUUCAACGGCGAGGGUCGCCUGACUGUUGGCGCGUGGACGACGCGCCGUGCCGCCCGCGGCGGCCAAAGAUGUCCGGCCGCGCAGACGAGCAGAGAUAGGCUGCGCUGCGAACAUUUCUCGACGGCACGCGUCACUUGUGUCCCCGCAGGCCCGCGGCGCUCAGGGCUGCAGCAGUGCCAGCCAAGAGUGGUGUGCGCAACUGAGCGCCAUGCGACGGCGGCGCGUUUUAGACUCAGCGCGCAUCGAUGCGGCCCAUGCCGCGUGCGUUGGUCGAGUUUUAGCCUCAAUUGAGAGAAACGAAAUGUUGCGGCUCGUCAGAGCUGAGCCAUCAACACUGAGAGCAGACAGCAGCAGAGGGCAAUCGAGUCAACCGAGCCGCAUCGAUCACCACUCAUCCAAAGCGGUGUUUGCAGGACGUCGCGUCGAGGCCAGCUAUCAAUACCAAAUGCUCUGUUUGACCAGUAGCGCCGCAAGGAGCUGCAUGCCUCUGCAGCCAGCACAACCCAGGCGUGGCUCUACGCCGCACGCGUCGCGUCGAUGGCGUAGAGGUGGACCGUUCACUGUUGCUCGACGCCGUCCGAGCGCUGCGCACCGCAACGACGCCGACCGCUCCGGUCCGCGGCCGCGUCGCCACCGCUCGAGGCCCACGCGGCUGCUCCAGGCGUCCCGGAGCGCGGCGACGGCGUCGACGCAUCGAGUGGCGUCCGCCGCGGCGCCGCGAGCCGUGGAGACCGCUCUCGGGCGCCGUUCUCGAAGUUUCACCAGUGCUCCGCGAAAACCGACCCCGGCUCGCCCGAACGGCCUCAAAUUCGAAAAAGAAACCACCCAGCGCCAUGAUUCUCGGAAACGAGUCGCCUCGACGGCGUGCCACCGCCGCGGCACCGCGGGUCGGCGAGCUACGACGGCCCUCGCACGGCGAUCCUCCCCGGCGACGAGGAACUCAUCUCCGCCUUAGCGAUCGCGAACCCCGACGCCAAGCGCUGGUUCUGGGGCAUGUGGGGCCUCAACCACUGCUUCCUGUCCAUCCUCAAGCUCCAGGCCAUUAACCAGAAGGAUAAGGCGAUGCUCAAGAAGCUCUUCAUUCCCACUGCCGCGACGUUCCUGUACUGCGUCCUGGGCCAGAGCGACAUGGGCGGCGCCGCGGACCUGGGAGGCUUCAUCGUGAUCUGCGGCCUGCAGACGCUCGCCAUCGGCUACCUCGCGUACAACUAG
Molecule: messenger RNA, 4884 nt
Organism: Pelagomonas calceolata
Lineage: Eukaryota; Pelagophyceae; Pelagomonadales; Pelagomonadaceae
Source: the annotation of a GenBank genome assembly